This is a messenger RNA of Anthostomella pinea, 6450 nucleotides long. The record is from the annotation of a GenBank genome assembly. Lineage: Eukaryota; Fungi; Ascomycota; Sordariomycetes; Xylariales; Xylariaceae.
AUGCCUCCCAAACGUGGGAAUGAGGCCGACGCCAUCUCCUCCCCAGAGAAGCGCGCCAAAACCGAUAGCUCUCGUGCAGCCUUGAAGGCUAUAGCUGACAAGGGCGGGGUACACGUUCGAGUCGCUACCAUGUGUUCGGGCACAGAAGCCCCCAUCUUUGCACUCAAGAUGUUUCAGGACAGCUUUGCCAAGCUCCACAAUGGCAAGCAGCUCAUCUCAAUCAACCAUGUCUUCAGCGUCGAAAUCGAGCCGUUCAAGCAAGCCUAUAUCCGCCGGAACACAACGGGAAGCACCGUCUUUCGCGACGUGACAGACUUUGUGAACCCGAAAGACGAUCAAGCGCCGACCGCCAUGGGCGGCUUGGAAGCAAUUCCCGGCAACAUCGACAUUGUUGCAGGUUGCUCCUGUGUCGAUUUUUCUACACUCAACAACAAGAAACUGAAGGACAUGGGUGUAAAAGUUGACGACCCGACGUCCACGGAGCAGGUCAAGUCCUGGUUCAAGAAAGCCUCCGAGAAAAUCAAUUCCGGCAACUCUGGAAUGGCUCAGUCCCAGCUCACCUUCUUCUCCAUGCUCAAUUAUGCGAAUGAUCGACGGCCUAAGGUCGUGAUCUUGGAGAAUGUGAUGAGUGCACCCUGGGAAGAAAUUUGCGAUGUGUGGUUCAACGAGGUAAUCAACUAUGCCGCUACUUCCACGAAACUAGACACAAAGGACUUCUACAUCCCGCACACAAGAACCAGAGGCUAUCUCAUCACUGUUGAUCGCUACCAUUUCGGAGACAAAUCGGACGAAAUAGUUCGCCAUUGGAAACAGACAAUUUGCCAGCUCGAGCGAAAAGCCUCCUCUCCCCUCACGGAUUGGGUACUCCCGUCGAAUCACCCUCUCACCAUCCGAGCUCGUCAAGACGAUUCCGAGAGAGCGUUGAGACUUCGGGCCCGUGAUAGCGACUGGGAACAUAGCAAGCUGCGACACGUCCGAGUCCGUCGGGUUGAAAAACUUGGCGAUGACCGCCCCCUGCCUGGAUGGGGCUCCCACGGGGCAAAGAAGCCGUACGAUCGACUCGACCGGCUUGUCGUUGCGUCUCUGGGCGAUCGCGCCAUGGACUGCAUCGAGAUCAAUUACCUGCGCGGUAAAGUGUCGAAAUUCGACUCCCAAUACAAGGUGCAGGUUUUUGACCUCAGCCAGAACAUCGAUCGGAGCGGUUUUAACACCAACCUUGGCCUAUCGAACUGCAUCCUAUCGAACUGCAUCACGCCAAGAGGACAGAUCUUUGUCACCGACCAGUGCCGAUUGCUCUCGGGGUAUGAGGCCCUCGCCAUGCAGGGUCUGCCCCUGGACUAUCUGGAUUUAACAAGAGAGUCGCAAGAGGAGCUGCGGGACCUUGCUGGCAACGCCAUGAGAACGACCGUCGCUGGCGCAGCUGUCAUGAAUAUGCUGCUCACCGUCGAUGGCUAUACGGACAACGCCAGACCAUUCUUCAAAUUGAUUGACAACACAGGAAGCCAACAAUGCGACUCCCACUUCUCUAACCCGCAAGCCGAUCUUUACGGACAUCACGACUUCAGCACCACAAAGAAGCCCUCGACAGAUAUGCAGUCCCUCCUGAAGCUCGCGCAAAGCUGCCGACGGUAUUGCUACUGCAGCGGAGCCGCAAAGUAUAGCACGGAAUGCUUCAAGAAGUGUCGUGUUUGCGGCACGAUCCGCUGUUUCUGGUGUGCUGGUAAUCCUGUCCAUGAAUAUCAUGCGUUCACCAGACCUGAGUCUGUUCCGCUCGAUUCUGUGAGCUACAGAAUCAUGGGAUUUGUCCCCAGUGUCAUCAAGAAUGUCGUCGUUCGCGACUCCUUUGCGUCAGGAGACUCUCAGUUUACUAGCACGCUCGCCGCAAUUCCCGAGCUUAUUGAGGCUCUCUGCAGUGCGACCUUCUACUAUAAGCAGGUCCUUGUCACCGAGCAGAUAAUAAUCUGGUAUUCUGCUGAAGACCCCGACGCUAGCUUUGCACUCCGGGGCGUGAUCUCGGAUCAAGGCAUAUCGUGGUACCUUUCCCUGGCAUCUUGGUGUUCGCUCGCAGACAGCGUCGUUGGAAACUCUGGACGCAAGCUGGAUCGAGAAGAUCUAGAGCGACCCUUUGCCCGCUUGCACCUUGAGAGAGUGGUAGAACACAGUGUAUCUCAUCUCCCAGAGCCUAUACAACACGACGUGGAGUCUCUUUUCGGGGUUUACCAGCACCAGCCAGGCUGCGACUCAUCUCGAGACAGCCUUCAUUUCUGUGAAGACAAGGGCCUCUACCUCUUCGAGGAUCCGUCGAAAACCCUAGCGGCCGAUCAUGACUUAUAUGUCAUCUCUCGAGAAUGCAGGGCUUUGGAGACCUACGAGCACCGUGGGCUACUGGUCAAAUUCCCGAAAUUUUGGGAUCACAAGACUAUAAGUGCCACGGGCCAUUGGCUCAAGGCGGGGCCCAAUGACAGAAACACGCUCUGCUUCACUGAACAGGAGCCCUUCAAGGAUGUGGAACGGCUUUGUAUUUCUCGUGACGCCGUCAACUCCUGCAGCGAAGCACUGCCUGCUGCGGUGCGCUCUGAAGGCGGCCAUCGGGGUCAAGUCCUUGCCAGAUUUGACGCUAUUAGGCACAGCCAUGGUGACAAGCAAUUGGUCUUGUCUAAGUACGGUUUUGCCGACAACCAGACAGACCACCGUCCUGCUGGUUGGGUCGAUGUAGCGAAGGCGGACCUGGCGCCACUGAUUGAAUACUUGUCACCUAUGAAUGUCAAAUUGGCUGGCAAGGAAUUCUUACGGCUUAAGAUCGACCUCCCUAAACUCACCGAAUCCUGCUCAACUUGCUCCCCGCCUAUACCAAAAGUUCACUGGAUCGCGAUCAAGGCGGAUAAGCGAGUACCUCACACGGUAUACCAGGAGAUGACGGCUUAUGAGAAUCAGCUGAGACAACGCCCGCCUGUCUUCCAAGUCCAGAUCAAAAAAGCAGACACCUCCAAGGUCCAUGGCAACAGCGACAUUGACCCAACAGGAGGUCAAAUGAGCAAGCUCAGUUUGCAAUACAUCUUGAACGGAGAUGAACUUGGACAUCAAGCAUCGUCCUAUCUACUGCAAGGUGGUGCUGCGACCUUGCAAAAGUCCACUACAUCUGAUAUCGAAAUGAUUGCUUGGACAGACGUUGCUGCUGCAGAUAUUCUGUACCAUACUUUCAAGUCUUUCAGCGAGUCUCUAAUCCCUCUCGACCGCAUGGAGAAUGUCUUGCCACUGAUACAAGCAACGGCAGGGUUCAAUGGUAAGCUGCUAGGCAAUCAACAACGAUCGUUGUCUUGGAUGCUCCAACGAGAGACAAGUGGCCUUCACUUUCAGGAGCGCGAGAUAGAAGAGGUUCUUGUACCCGAAUUGAAGCUACGCUUCGCUGGCCGAGCUACGCGACAGGUCUGUCGUCGUGGCGGCGUACUUGCCGACGACCCAGGCUACGGUAAAACAGUGGUCACCCUCGCGCUGAUCGCGGCCCAGAGAAAAUUCGACGAGAACGGUUUGAUCAAGACUCGAAGCACUGACGAGGGCCUCGCAUGUUACCCCCUUAACGGCUCUCUCAUUGUCGUACCAGGGCACUUGACAGCGCAGUGGAGUGCUGAAGCUAAGCAUUUCCUUCAACUUGAAGACCAUGACGUCCUCGUCAUUCAGAGUUGCAAGGAUCUGAUGGGUACUCCGAAAGCCUUGUUGCAGAAAUUCGAGACAGCCAAGAUCAUCAUCGUGAGCACCGAGAUUCUGGCUGGAAAGGGCGGCGACGGCUACUAUGAUGCUCUUGCGAAAUGGGCAGGCGCUAUGCAGCCACCUGAUCGAUCAGCUGCCCAACAGCGUCCAUUCCGGGAUUGGUACGAGGACGCAGUCCUUGACGUGCGAAAGCAUGCUGUACCCCUUCUAUCGACCCUUGAUGCGGAUAAUCGAGUCAAUAUCGGCGAUGAGCUCCGCAAGAUCGCCAAUCGCCGUGACAUUCGCAGAAAAGAGUACUUCGCCGCUGUUGGUGACUACCAAAAAAGAGAGACGAGAGAGAACCUAGCACCGGCUGACAUGGGCGACGUCAAGGAGAAAGGCCUACAUACUAAAGAGAAGGAGUCCGGCUUUUGGGCACAACUUGACCGGCAGGAAAUCCUCAAGGGCAGAACCAUUUUCCCACUUGAAGCCUUCAGCUUUGCGAGAGUCGUCUAUGACGAAUUUUCGUACAGCAACGGCUACGUAGGAUUGUUCGUCAGAAACUGCAGCACUUACGCAAAAUGGGUUCUUUCUGCGACACCGCCGACGCAGAAACUUGGCGACAUUUGCGUCAUUGGCGACAUAUUGAACGUACAUGUUGCCCGACCGAUUGAAGCACGAAUCGGUCUCCCGCGGAUAACGGAGGGCCCAAAGUUGCCUGAUCGUACCAAUGGGGAGAUGCAGCUGACGCAUGGAAAGCUGCAAUCCGACCAGAGUGUGAGAGAGCGGCAGGACCAGGGGCAUAUGUUUCUGAAGCACUUUGCCAGCGCUAACCCCCUCGACGACUGCACCUAUACCAAAGGACUUCAAGUCGAGGAGCAUGUUGUCGUUUCGAACAUGGACCCUGAAGAGACUAUCCAUUACCUGGACCUCCAACAGGACUUGCAUCAUUGUGGCCUGGAUGUUGACAAGUUGCGCCGUGAAUCGAUGGCGCUGCUACCUGUGACACGGAGUUGGCAAGGAACGAACGGCAGGCUUCUCGCUGGGCAGAAUCUAUGCCUCCGUGCUUCACUGCGGCCCGCCCAAACUUCAGCAGGCGUGGGAGUACGGGGCUUUCGUCACGCUCUUUUAGUCGCAGCGCAGAACUAUUUGAGGAUCGUGGCGGAGAAGGCGCUUUGGCUUGUCCAACGCAUGGUCAGCAUAAGUGAAGAGACCGUGUCAGAUUCGGCGAAGAAUUCGGUCACCGACAUUUACAUCAUGUUCCGAAAGCUCUGGGCCAAGGACGUCAGCUUCUUUGGUGGAGCCGAUGCCUACGACGCGGUCUUCGAGGCCAUUAUUCCGACUGGAUUCACGAUUCCACCUCUUCCAGGCCCCGAGGUCGGAGACAAGCCCUCGAGCGGCGAAGUGAAGAGUCUGCGGGACUUGGAAGCGGAAAGACAUUAUUCUUUCGCAGCUUAUUUCGCGCUAGCCAAGGAUGACGUUACUCUUCUGGACGACACAGAGGUUCAGGCCCUUGUGCAAGACCUCAAGGGUCGGUCGCCUCAACUGAAAGAACGGCCAGCGGAAUCGGAUGCGUCGCCAACCGGCCUGUUCCCACGCCAGCAGCUGGAGGAAUACAUUGAGGAGAAUAUCCUGCAGAAGGAAUACGAACGGGCGGAAGAGACGACCCGUGCCCCUACGCCAACGUUCCAGGAAAAUCUCACUAACUCAUCCGACUACACUGGCAAUAAAGAUCCUCUAUUAGACCUGUGCCGCCGGCGAGGUGUCAAAAGCAACUCAGCGGACAAGAAGGACAUCGUGGUCCAACGUCUGAAGGAUUACGACUCGGGGGACCUCCAGCCUCAGGACUACGCUGCGGCUGCUUUCUGUAAGCUUGAGCGAGCCCUGUACCCUCGCAAAGAUCAAACGGUCAAAAACACCUCGAAUCUGCAUUUGGUCCCCGAGUGCGGACACCUUCUGUGCGCGGAGCACUUUGAUGGAACGAGCUGCGGCGACGUUGCGUCCAAGAUAGAUGGUCUGAAGAGUGGAUGCCCCUCGGAGCUUGCCGGCAAGACCAUACCCAUGUCGAAAUUUGACGGCGAUGAACGCACCAUCACUUGGGGCGCGACCUCCCCCAAUGGCGCGCUCGCUGGCACUGCUACAAGCUUGACGGGCAGCCAUGCUCAUCUAAGCUCCAAGUCCGUCAUGAUAGUCGAUGUUAUCAAGCAGGUGCCAAAAGAUGACUGCGUCCUCGUGUUCUCGCAACACGACGAACAGCUCGAGGAGCUCAAGCUUGCCAUGGAUGCGAACGGGAUAUCGUUCGUGAUGGGCAAGGAGGCUGCGACGUUCGCUCCAAAGAAGAAGGCGUUUACGGAAUCGGCCAUGGCUGAGAUCUCAAUUACUGCGAAGGCGUCAGCCUCUGCUCCGGUCUCGCCCAACCCGAACCCGAACAAGAAGGAAAGAAGUAGCCCCGACUACUACACCCCCGAGGACAACUCUUCUGAGGUUUCUGCCCGUCGCAAGUUGCGCAGAGUUGGCGACGAUGCGGCCAGUUCAUCCGCAAUGCUUAUUGCUAAUCAAGCCCCGGUUCCCGAGGCUUCUGGCCUUACCAGCUCUGGAUCAUCCGCUACCAGAGCGACUCGACCGAGAACUGCGAGGGCGAACCAAACACGCAAUGUCCAGCAGUAUACACCUGCGCCGAAGAGGCCUGCAUCUUAUGAUCCGAAGAAUCCUCCCCCUAAGGACGAGCCACAUCCGAUUUCCACAACACACAUACUGCCCUAG